AUCAAUCACUUGAUGUUUUGUCCAAGAAAAAUUCCAAGAAAGCAACUGAUUAAUGAGGAUGGUCUGCUGUAUUUGAAGAUGUCGUAAAAGAUUUUCUGACAUUAGUAUGUCAUACGGUGUAUUGUAGUUUUCUUGGAGGUGAUGAUGGUGUUACAGCGAUGAUUGGCUGGCGAAUAGGACGGUCGGUCGGUAAGUCGAUCGGUUCCAAACAAAACUUGCCGGGUGUAGCAAAGCAAAGACACUGCGAAAGAAAAAACACAUCUACUUUCGUUAACGCAGUGGUACAGCCUGUCCUGUGGUUUUGAACUGCAUCGGAAACCAUGUCGAUGCCGGAUAGCUUGAGAAGCUUAUCGAUGCAGCAUCGAACCUCUUUCGGCCGGUCGGUUGGUCGGUUCGCGCAACGAGACGAGACAAGACGAGACGAAACGAAACGAAACGAAACGAAACGAAACACAAUGAUAUGGUUACGAAAGGAAUGAUCGAUCGAUUGAUCCGGUCGAUGCGAUUCGCUUCGAUCGGAGCAAAUCUACCUACAAGCAUAGAAAUAAAGCAAAUUUAGGAAAGGAGAGGUUCUGGAAAUUGGGGUCUAGAUAUUGAAUAAAACUGAUUGUGUACGGGUAGGUGAUAAUAAGCAAUCAUUUGCUAUUGUUAUCCUUUGUUAUCGCUGAUGUUCAAGGUGUACUAGAAGAUACUAGAAGACAACUAACUCUACGUGCUUUGCAAAAUUCUUCUUUUAGAAACAAAACGAUAAAACUCGCCCAUCGAGGCCGUCCAAAUCUUAUGGCCGGCUAUUCAUUAUAAAAUUUUAUGGUGUGGAAUCCUCUAUGAAUACCGCUGACAAAGAUCACGGGUUCAUUCGUUCCUUCCUUCCUAGUUUUGCCGGGGGUGCAAAUGAAAUAGUGACUGUUACUACCGUUCUUUGUUUUGCAUACUCCUGAUAUAAUCCGAAAAAUCCCAUACAGCAUCCGGUCACAAAGAGCAAACACCAAUGCCCAUGGUUGCUUGCUAGUGGUUAUUGGAUUGAUUUAAAAGCCAAGGGCCGAUUUGUCAAAAACCAUCGCCACGGCCUUGAACUGCUCGCCGGCGAGGUAGGCGGCAAUCUUCUCGUUGGACUCGACGCGCUCGAUCCACUUGGUCAGAGCGGGCCCGCACGGGUUGUCCACGCCCUCGGCGCCGUCGAUGAGCCGGGUGCCAAAAAAGACAAUCGCGUCGUAGAGCGCAACGUCGGCGAUGCUGAGGGUAGAAGACCCCCCAAAAUAAUCGCCACCGGCGGCCACAAACUGCCGCUCGAGAUUGUCCACGUGCUUCGGCAAUACCUCCUUGACAAACUUCUGGACGGCGCCAUCCGACGCGCCAAACAUUUUAAAGGCGCGGUAGGAGGCGGUCCGGAGGUCGUCGGCGUCGGCGAUGAGCUUGUCUUGGAGGUAGGCCGCGUCGUCGGCGUCGUCGAGGGUCAGUUCCAGGCCCCCCAUGCGGGCCGCCUUGCGGAGGACCGCCGAGGACUGAAUGUAGACCUUCUGGGAGUCGGUUCCCUCAUCGAUCGUCAUAAUGGGAACCGAAAAGGUCGAGUUGCCGUUGGUCAGGGCUUUCCACUUGGCCUUGUUCUCGUCCGAGGGGGGGAAGCUGGCGAAGUCGUCCGUGAAGGCAAUUCCACCGGCGGCCAGGGCCAGGCGGAUCUGGUUGGCACGACCCGUGGCGUUGAAGUAGUAGACCUUGACAGACAUGAUGCGAACGUGUGAGUAUGUAUGUGAAAAUUGGUUCUUCAGCUUGUGUUUGUUGAACGUGCUAUUCAAUUUUGUGGUGUUGAGCAGUCAAUUGUUCUGCGUUAGGACGAAACAGUAAUCGUAGUAAAGUUAUAAUUAUUGUAAUGAAGUACGGUAACAAAAUACCAAAUACCAGUACUCGUACUCGUAUUCGUACUUCAAGAACGACCUCAGAUCGUGAAGCGAGCGAAGAAGUGUCCCGACCCUGUAUCGUACAUUUCCUUACGGUAUGGCAACGUGAAAGAAUAACUCGCCGAUCGUAUUUUUCUAAUGGUUUCGAUUUCGACAGAGAUCUUUUUUGGCCUUCUACAACAUUCCAAUACGGUAGGGUUCGUGUAGGCGAACGAAGAAGAAAAAAUACUGUAAUUUCUCGAGUGAAAAGAUCUCGUUCAAAAAAUAAAGGAGGCCAAUCAUAAGUCAUCUAUCGUAUCGUACAAUACCGUAUCUUUGUUGAGUACUUGUACGAGUACGAGUACGACUUCCUUCUUCCUUCGCUUUACUGUAUGUACGAUACGGUACGGUACAUAGCCUAAGAGUAGUACCGGAACGAGUAGUACGAGUACUCGUAGUACAUCAUAAGUACAAGUGACCCCUGCUUACCGGUACGUACGGUACGUACUCGUACUUCACCCAUCCUGCCGGUACGUACCGGUAGAGAACUGUACGAAACUCGGAUUGUGCGAUAGCGAUAACACCUCUUGAACGGACGUCGGUCCUGUUCGUUUGUGCGGUGUCACAAAUAAGAAAUGUACACUAAUGAAGUACCGUACGAUACGGUAAUCGUACCAGUUAAUAGUACGGGUAGUACGUACGUACAUAUUACAAUCGAAAAUAAUAGGAAAAGAAGUAAAAAUAACGGUGUGCGACCAAACAAACCCUGUGAUCGUCUUGCAUGCGUACGUAAUCAAUACGGGUAUUUACUAUCAUCUUUUAAAAAUAUUGUUAAUCCGACUGAGUCUUGAAAAGAAAAGAUUUGAAUAGCCGUUGCCAUUCGAUUCACACGAAACUCUUCGGAACGGUCCCGUACUAUGGUAUGCACGAAGAACGGUACGUACGGCACGAACUACGGUAACGAUCUGUUUUUUUUUCUUUCCAGUCACAGUCCCACCUACGGUACGUACCGUAAUGUACUGCGAAGCGUUCAUAAAUUCAACCAGAAAAACAUUCAAAUCCGAACGAGCGGAAUCAAUCUCGAAGUCGAUCGUCAAUUCACACCAUUGCUACAUCCAUACGUCCCGCACAAGAGAAGAGAAGAGGAAGCACCAACAGCUCUCCGCCCCAUACAAACACAUUAUCGCAAAUCGAAACAAAUAGCUGUGGAUCCUUUAUUGCGAUUCUCGUUUUUGAGGAUUGGUUCGUUCGAUAGAUCCUUCUCGUUCCCUGCAUCAAGGCGAAACAUCAAACGCCCCAUUGAUCGAUCCCUCCACAUAAUCCCUGACAAACCAACUCAACGGUGAAGCAUUGUGAAACUUCGUUCCGAACCAUGUGGGCCUUCUUCCAAACCAGCAACGAUGAUUCUCGUCAAACGCACGCAAAAAUCGUCGUGGGGUGCCCGAAACCGAACCAUGCCGCCUCGACCACAAAUCUCGAUUCAGCUGCCUGGGCAUUGCUGCAAGAGGCGGUCGGAACUCCCACGGGAACCCCGCACACGGGCAUGCAGGUUCCCUUUGGUACAAAAAUCAACCCUCAAACACAGAGAAGGCAGGUUUUUGUGUCGCGCGAUAUUCCCAAGGGCUACGAGCUCUGGAAACCCAUCCACUACCAUACCUUUCACAGCGAGGAGGGCUACACCGACUUUUUGAGGGAGGUCCCCCACAAUCUGAGGUGUGCAGUUUUGGAAUGGACGCACCCCUCAUCUCACGACAACGACAUUUACGUCGACGUCACGCUGGACGAGGGGACCUUCAUCCAGGAGGCGGAGCUCCCCGAGCAGGUCAACAUCGACAUCGAUUGCGUGGCGCUCCGGGACAUCAAGGCCGGUGAAUUUGUCUAUAUGAACACGACGGAGCACUUUUCGCUGAGCGGAGACGUGGAGUGGCUCGAGGCGAUCCGGACGGACGCCCUCAAGCGGACAGGCCUCGGCUCGGGCAGGAGAAGGAACCAAUACCUCAACAACAACCAUACUCAUCGUUUAAUACCACCCAAUCACACCGAGGACGACACUACCGUCGUAGCUCCCGUUAUUGCGGCCCUAUCUGCACUCUAUUUUGUCGUCAAAUUAGUCCGGGGAGGAAAUGCAUCGAAACCAUACGACUUCGGAUGUGACUAUGGCGGUGACUGUCACAACGGGUGCACUUUCGGAUCUUUCUUCUACGGCUCCCAAAAGACAAAGAUCGCUUAGAACUUCACGAUACACAACAACGAUCCAUAACAAACCACGAGUUACCGGUCGAUAGUGGAACGAAACCGACCACCUAUCCACGCAAUUCAUACCAAGAAAAUAAAACUCAGAAACAGCAUCGGUACGAGCGAUAGAAAGUGGCGAACGGUGCCGUCCUUUGAUGCCUCUCGAUCGAUUCUCUGCACAGCUUCGAGCUGCCCGCAAGGAGCAAGAAAUACAGUAGCAAGUCUCGAUAGCUUUCGUUAGACGAGCACGAAGCGUACUGUUCCCAGCUUGUACAUCAGAUCAAUACACUUCAAUACUCAGACUUUCGCUUUCCGAACACGAUGACUUUUUCUUGUACAAUACACGAAACAAUUUUAUUGAACUCGGCGGUCGUCGCUUCACUGUCCCCAACGCAUGUAACGAGAAAGAUGCACCUACCUGCAAACCUAAUGCGACCAGCACAAUCACUAGAACUGGAUGAAAACCAACCGCCAUUGCAAUUUAUAUUUCAUUUAAUAAUUACUAGAAUCUAAUCAAAUAUCAGUAUUGUG
Pseudo-nitzschia multistriata is the source of this 4640-nucleotide messenger RNA. The record is from the annotation of a GenBank genome assembly. Lineage: Eukaryota; Bacillariophyta; Bacillariophyceae; Bacillariales; Bacillariaceae.